AACAGAAACCAACGGCAAGCAACUAAUUUAAAUAGGCACUAAAAUAGGACCAUUAAUCAGGAAAAUUAAAUGCCAAAAGAGACACAAAAUAGCGCAGUACAGUGAUCUAAAUGAAGCAGAAUGUCCAGAAACCGGUUGUCUUUUAAUAGAUUUUGAUUUUUUGUAUCAUUUGAAGAAGACCCAACUAUUAGAUGAGAAAAAAAAACCCCAAAAAAGGGGUGUAUCAUCAAGUGUCAAGAAGCAUCUGCCAAAAUAAUUUCCCCAGUCUGAAAGUCAGGAAUUCCAAUUUGCGAACAAAUGUAAAGUUUUUGUUUUGGGUUUUUUUUCGCUCUUCGGUUUAAUUCCUAAAAGUAUUUUAUUCAAUUGUUUUCUGUGCUGUUAAGUGGCACUUGGAAGUUGGAAGUUGCCUGGCGGGUUUCUGCGAUCCAAUCGCAGAAUAUCAAACCGGCGUUUGGAGAUCUGCGAUCUGAGAUCCGAGAUCUGACCCCACCUGCAGUCUGCACUUGGAGCUGACCAAGAAAGGAGAUCCCCACCCGAUCUUCUCCGAAAUCAUUUUAUUGCAAAUAUGAACUGCAUAUCCGCGAAUAUGUAUCUGCACUUUGUGGUUUUCUUACAAUUUUCGCUACUAGCAGUUGAAGCCACUCCAGCCAUAAACCCACUGUCGCAGCGUGGAAUUAUCUUCCCCAAGGAGUGCUUCGACGAAUGCUUCACCGAUGACUCCCUGAGGACCAAAGGCAACUGUCGUCGCAUGGAGGAGUGCCCAUCGGCGAUGAAGAGAUGGAUCGAGAAGCGGGAAUCCCCCAAGACCUGCUACUUUGUCAAAUUCGAUCACUAUGUGUGCUGUGAACAGGAAAUCUCCACAACUCCCCCAGAAACUCCACCUCCCACAGCGAAACCCUAUACGGCAGCCCCACUGAUCAAGCGAAGAAGUCAGGAAGCUUGCGAAAGUUACAUGGAGCCUCUGAAAGAGAACGACAUAGCCCUGGUGAUUCAGGUUGUUGGCGGAACGGCUACCCGGUACAGAGAAUUCCCCUUCAUGGCGGCCCUCGGAUGGAGAUCCAAUUUUGAUGACAAGACCAUAUACUAUCGGUGUGGUGGUGCAUUGAUCUCGGAGAGAUUCGUCCUAACGGCAGCUCACUGUAUCGACUUUGGCGGGGAUCCCCCCAAUCAGGUCCGUUUGGGCGGCGACAACUUGACCCUGACUGAGGGCGAGGAUCUGCGGAUCCGACGGGUUAUCCUCCAUCCUGAGUACGACUCCAGUACGGACUACAAUGACAUCGCUCUGCUGGAACUGGAAACCCCGGCCAAGUCGAAGCUGAAGCCCGUGUGCCUUUGGCAACAGCCGGAGUUGACCAACUCCCAGGUUACGGCCAUCGGUUAUGGCCAGACAAGCUUCGCCGGUCUCUCCUCCGCCCAGCUGCUGAAGGUGCGGCUCCAGCAGGUCUCCAAUGACAUCUGCCAGUUCCACUAUUCCUCGGAGCAGCUAUCCCGUGGGCUGCUAGACAGUCAGAUGUGCGCUGGUGACGAUUCCGGGGAGCGGGACACUUGCCAGGGCGACUCCGGGGGGCCGCUGAUCAUGCGGCAAGGGCUCGUGAGCUACGUGGUGGGCAUCACAUCCCACGGCCAGGGAUGCGCCAGUGGUCCGCCGACGGUCUACACCAGAGUGUACAGCUUCCUGGACUGGAUCGAGGGGCAUGUGUGGCCUCAGAAACCGCAAAAUCUCCAAGAUCCCUCGAAGGCGCCUACCUCUCCGGAAUUCGAUUUGAGGGUGAUGAUAUGAGUGCCUCUAAUAAUAAAUAUAAAAUAUUAAAAAUUACAUAAUAAAUAUUUAAAAACAUGAAACUUACCAUUUAAGAUACUCCAGUUAAUAAAAUAUAUAUUUAUUUUAAAA
Molecule: messenger RNA, 1891 nt
Organism: Drosophila ananassae
Lineage: Eukaryota; Metazoa; Arthropoda; Insecta; Diptera; Drosophilidae
Product: serine protease snake
Exons: 5
Coding region: 566-1780 (404 amino acids)
Biological process (GO): proteolysis
Molecular function (GO): serine-type endopeptidase activity
Source: RefSeq, a predicted model, not a curated record